Selaginella moellendorffii is the source of this 2553-nucleotide messenger RNA. RefSeq names its product pentatricopeptide repeat-containing protein At4g02750-like. Lineage: Eukaryota; Viridiplantae; Streptophyta; Lycopodiopsida; Selaginellales; Selaginellaceae. Gene Ontology annotation, molecular function: protein binding. The coding region runs from base 1 to 2553 and encodes 850 amino acids. The record is from RefSeq and is a predicted model, not a curated record. The transcript is spliced from 2 exons.
AUGCCCGCCCGCGAUCCAUACGCGUGGAACAUGGUUCUCACGGCAAAUGCCCAGAACGGGCAUCUUGUGGAAUCGAUCGAGUUCUUCGAGAAGAUUCCGGAGAGAGGAAUUGUUUGCUGGACUGCACUGCUCCAGGGAUUCGCGAGAGCGAAAGAUUUGCAGCAGAGCACCGCGAUAUUCGCUGCAAUGCCCGAGAGAAACGAUGUGACUUGGAACAGUCUCAUUGUAGCAAAUACCCAAGCCGGGGAUUUGCAAGGAGCGAGGGAUUCGUUCUCCAGGAUGCCGUGCUGGGGGAUCGUGACAUGGAACUGUAUGAUCAGCGCGCUCUCGCAGUAUGGCGAGGUGGAUCUCGCGAAAGAGAUCUUCGACGCUAUGCCGGAGCAAAGCAUCGUCUCCUGGAACGCGAUGAUGAAUGGGUUCGUCCAGAAUGGAUUCGUGGAGGAGGCGCGCGGGCUGUUUGGCCAGAUCCCGGAGCGCGGGAUCGUCUCGUGCACGAACGCGAUCCAGGCGUUCGCCAGCUGCGCGGAUUCCAGCGGCCGGAUCUUCGCGACGAUGCGGCAGCGCAACGAGAUCUCGUGGAACGCGAUGAUCCAGGCGUGUGGAACCGCGGGGCGAGUGGACGACGCCACCAGGGUCUUCGAUCUGAUGCCGGCGAGGGAUGUGAUCUCCUGGACGGCGCUCUCCACCGCGCUGGUCAACAGUGGCGAUCUGGAGGGGGCGCGGUGCUGCUUCGAUCGAAUGCCCAGUAGGGACGUGGUCACCUGGAACUCGCUCCUCACGGGAUUCGCGAACAAGGCCAUGGCUGGCGACGCCACCGAUCUCUUCCAGAAGAUGCCCUUCUGGGACUCCUUGUCAUGGAACUCGAUCGCGCAGGCUUUCGCCGAGAGUGGCGAUCUCGCCACUGCCAAGGAGAUCUUCGCCUGGAUGCCCUCCACGAACAUCUUCUCGUGGACGAUCCUCCUAGCGGCGUGUGCGCAGGCUGGGAGCUUCGAGGAUUCGAGGGCGCUCUUCGAUGAGAUGGAGCAGCGCAACGCUGUCGCGUGGAACGCGCUCAUCACGUCCUAUGCGCUGGGGCGCCAGUCCGAGCUCGCGGAGCAGUGCUUCGCGAAGAUCCCCUACUGGACGAUCGUUUCCUGGAAUGCGAUUCUACAGGCUUACGGGGAAACAGGGCGCACGGCCUCCGCGAGAGAUCUCUUCGCCAAAAUGCCCAAAAGAGAUCUUAUCUCGUGGAACAUCCUCCUCACAGCAACUGCCCAAGGUGGGGAUUUUCUGUACGGUAGAUCUGUUCUUGCGAAGAUCCCGGAAGCAAGCGUCGUGUCGUACACUAUUUUGAUCACCGCAUGCGCAGAGAAGGGUAUGAUUCUUCUAGCAGAAGAUUUGUUCCUCCAUACUCCUGAGAAUGACGUGGCGUCUUGGAACGCUUUGAUAUCAGCAAAUGCCCGGCAUGGGCAAAUGCGUAAUGCCAUCGAUCUCUUCAAGCGCAUGGAUCUCGAGGGCGCGAGGCCGGACGGGAUCACAUUCGUGGGGAUCCUUAGCGCCUGCGCUGCCAGCGGCGAUCUUGCUACUGGUAAGCUGAUCCAUCACAGCGCUCUCGAGGGAUCAUCGCUAGACGAUCCCGUGCUGGCCACCGCGCUCCUCGACAUGUACAGCAAGGCCGGCGAUCUGGGCGCGGCGAUGGCGAUCUUCGCGGCGAUGGCGCAGAGGGACGUGACGGCCUGGAACGCGAUCGUGGCGGCGUGCGCGCGCAACGGGCGAUUCGACCGCGCGGAGCGCUUCUUCUGGGUAAUGGCGGCCAGGGACGUGAUCUCAUGGACGUCGAUGAUCGCGGCGUUGGCGCAGAGCGGGCAGAUCGAUCGCGCGCGCUUCGUCUUCGAUGAGAUGCCGGACAAGGAUCUCGCGGCGUGGAACGCGAUGGUCUCGGCCCACGCCCAGCACGGCGAUCCAAGGUCCGCGCUCAAGCUCUUCCGGCUCAUGGACCUCGAGGGCGUCCACCCGGACGAGAUCACAUACGUUUGCGCGCUUGAUUCGUGCUCCACCCUCGCGUCGCCCAGCACGGGAAAGAUCAUCCAUGAGGAUCUCUCCGCCGAUGGGCUGGAAUCCGCGAGCGUCGUCGUGACUACCGCGCUGCUCACAUAUGCCCAGAAUGGGCAUCCAGUCGAGGCAUUCGAUCUGUUUGCUCUCAUGAUCCAAGAUGGCGCGCGCGUGGAUCAUAUCACGUUCCAGUGCGUGCUGUUUGGAUCCAGCCACGCUGGGUCGCUGGAGAUGGCGAUCAAAUACCUCUCGUGGAUGAUGGGCGAUUUUGAUUGUGCUCCAUUGCUGCCACACUUCAUAUGCGUGAUUGAUCUUCUCGGGCGAUCUGGGCGGCUCCGGGAUGCUGAGGAGCUGAUCUACGCCAUGCCCGUGGAGCCUGACGAUGUGGCAUGGAUGACGCUGUUAUCGGCGUGUAGCAGCCACAAGGAUAGAUCACGAGGAGGACGAGCUGGAACGUCGGUUCUCAAGCUAGAUCCUUGUAACUCAUCGCCAUACGUUCUCCUCUCUAACAAUUCAGUGUAG